This is a messenger RNA of Alternaria arbusti, 783 nucleotides long. RefSeq lists its product as uncharacterized. The coding region runs from base 1 to 783 and encodes 260 amino acids. Lineage: Eukaryota; Fungi; Ascomycota; Dothideomycetes; Pleosporales; Pleosporaceae. The transcript is spliced from 2 exons. The record is from RefSeq and is a predicted model, not a curated record.
AUGCCGCCUCCAGAGCUUACUGCGCCGCCUGUGAUCGAUGGCAAUUUGGCACCAAUGAGGCGGGUCCCCGAGCUUCUUGCACGCAUCGCGGACCAGGAAGCUGACAACGCAAGACUCCAGCAAGAGAAGACAGCUGCGAAAAAGAUGGCCAGCGACUACCAUGGUCGCCUGACGCAGGCAACCAAGUCCCUGGGCGAUUUGACGGUAUCGUACUCAAGACGCCUGGAGGAGAAGGACGCCAUACUCAGUGAGAACGUCUCGAUCGAACAGCGCGACACACUGAUGAGGAACGAAACCGCCAAGUCCGCUCGCGAGAUUAGCGAUAUGACGAGCAAGAUACAAGAGAUGGAGGCCCAAAUCCAAGCAUACGAGGUCGAGAACAAGGAUUUACAAGAUCGCGUCACUACGUUGGAGACAGAAGCGCAUAGCCUACAGUGUCACGUCCAUGACCUAGAGUUUGAGAGAGAGCAGGAUCGGGCUUCGGAGAGUGUCGAUGGAUAUGUCAGGAAAGGUAGGAGGGACUCCACGCAACGCCCCAUGAUGAAAGUCAACGCUACUUCUCCGCCCCAAGGUUCAGACCGAGACCGAGAAUCGGGGUACAGCGAGGCGGUAUACACUGAGAAUGGGAGCAGGUGGGGUGGGCGCUAUGAGCGCGGUGAUCAUCCACGAGGAGGUCGCCGGGAGCGCGAUCGUGGUCGAAACGAACGGACCAGGUCUUCGAUCAACGACCGCUUCGUCCCGGACCUAUAUCCUCCUACCGGACCUCGCGCGGACAGGCGCUGA